AUGGCAGCAGCUAAAGGAAUGCUCGACAAAGUCUACCAACGCCCCUCGCAACACAAACUGGAUAAGAAUAAUUACGCUGUUGGACGGAUCGCACAUCUGAAGGUCGUCGUUGGUUGUUUGCCAUCGGGGAUCUUGGGUACAACCUCCGCGGCUGUGGUAGCAGGACAUAUGGUCCAAACCUUUCAAGCAUUAGAAUGCUUUUUGCUGGUGGGUGUUGGGGGCGGUAUACCGAGCGUAAACUCUGACGUCCGCUUGGGAGAUGUUGUUAUCAGCCAGAAGGUCAUCCAGUAUGAUUUUGGCAAAGCUGUUCCUGGUGGUGGCUUUAUACCGACGGGCCAUCUGAAUUACCCGCCGACCGUUUUACUCAGCACCGCUUCACAGCUAGAAAGUCAAGAAGCUACAGGACCAUCGGGGUUAGUGUCUUCCAUUUUAGGGCAUUUGGCCCAUAUGGAAGCCAGAUACCCAGAUUCAGAAUACAACUGGUCAUAUCCAGGCGUGGAGAACGAUCAGCUGUUCAAUAACGACUAUAUUCACGAAGGAAACGAUUUCUCAUGCACUGAUUGCGACCCGCUCCAAUUGGAAUUGCGCACCCCACGUGCAAAUAAUCGGCCAAAGUUUCACUAUGGGACGAUAGCAUCGGCCAAUAGGAUCCUGCGCGACGGCGCUACUCGAGAACGACUCCGCAAGGAUACAAAAGCACUAUGCGUCGAAAUGGAGGCGGCUGGGCUUAUGAACAACUAUCCAUGUUUAGUUAUCCGUGGCAUUUGCGACUAUGCUGAUUCCCACAAGAACAAGGACUGGCAACCCUACGCUGCGGGGAUAGCAGCUGCGUAUGCUAAGGAACUGUUGUCUAUGAUACCAGAGCACGAAUAG
Molecule: messenger RNA, 873 nt
Organism: Fusarium odoratissimum NRRL 54006
Lineage: Eukaryota; Fungi; Ascomycota; Sordariomycetes; Hypocreales; Nectriaceae
Exons: 1
Coding region: 1-873 (290 amino acids)
Biological process (GO): nucleoside metabolic process
Molecular function (GO): catalytic activity
Source: RefSeq, a predicted model, not a curated record